CAUGCAUUAGAAAAGGACGGGCUUAAUCUGGGAAUAAAACUGGAGUUGCGUAUUUGUCGUUUUGACUCCGCAUCCCGACAGUCAGUUUCCAUAACAUAGAUUUCAUAGGACUGCUGUUGUCGGAGGGAUGCUGUGAAGAGGAAGUGUUUGUUUGACUCCACAUUCACAAAGACAAACAGAAGUAUGGGUCUGCAGACUGUGUUCCGUGCGGUGAUCAUGGGGGCCCCGGGCUCAGGGAAGGGGACCGUGUCGAGUCGGAUAGCGCAGAGUUUCGUACUGAAGCAUCUCUCCAGUGGAGACAUGCUGCGGGCCAAUAUCGAGGCGAAGACAGAUUUGGGUCUCCUGAUGAAGUCGUGCAUCGAUCAGGGUCAGCUGGUUCCCGAUGAUGUCAUCUCUCGUCUCAUCCUGUCCAGUCUGAGGGGUCUGGAGCAGAGCAGCUGGCUACUGGACGGGUUUCCUCGUACUGUGGCUCAGGCCGAGGCCCUGGACAGCGUGUACGAUGUGGACUCUGUUAUAAACCUGGACGUGCCUUUCCAGACGAUCCGAGAGCGUCUGACGUCUCGCUGGGUGCACCUUCCCAGCGGCAGGGUCUAUAAUAUAGACUUCAACCCACCUAAGAAACCAGGUCUCGAUGAUGUCACAGGAGAACCGCUGGCCCAGAGAGACGAUGACAGUCCCGAAACUGUGUCCAGGCGACUCAAGGACUACGAGAGACAGACACAACCAGUUCUAGAGUAUUACAGGAGUAAAGGAGUAUUGGAGACCUUCUCAGGAACUGAAACCAACAAGAUAUGGCCUCACGUUCAUGCCUUCCUGACCAGGAAAAUCCCAGGAAACCAGCAGGCUGUGGGAAAAGCGUGAUUGCACAACCACCUUGAGGACUUUCACCACAGCUGAUCUGAAGUACACUGUUGGACUCGAGCACAAUGCACCUCUGUGGCCUUAAGUAGUCUACUGUAUUUGCCGAAGCCUUUGGUGUCACCAUCUGCUUUUAUGCCUUUGUGAGAAAGUUCGCACCAAGGUUUAUGAUCAAACUAUAGUCUCAUGAGCUGUAGCGCUGCCAUCUUAAGCAAACUAGAGUUUUAGGCAUGCUAAGAUUAAUAGUUGACUCCAAAGUUAAUAAUUUCAGCAUUACACUUGCCAGAAGUG
Sinocyclocheilus anshuiensis is the source of this 1149-nucleotide messenger RNA. RefSeq names its product GTP:AMP phosphotransferase AK3, mitochondrial-like. The coding region runs from base 184 to 861 and encodes 225 amino acids. Lineage: Eukaryota; Metazoa; Chordata; Actinopteri; Cypriniformes; Cyprinidae. The record is from RefSeq and is a predicted model, not a curated record. Gene Ontology annotation, cellular component: mitochondrion. Gene Ontology annotation, biological process: nucleobase-containing compound metabolic process. The transcript is spliced from 5 exons. Gene Ontology annotation, molecular function: AMP kinase activity; ATP binding.